CUCCCCCCUCCACCUUCUUCAUCUCCUUCUUCUACCUCCCUCCCUCUCCCCACCUCCUCAUCGUCGCCUGUUAGUUGGUCCUCGAACACGCCGACACGCUAACUGUCUCUCGAUCUCCCCCGGCCGGCUCCUCCAGCUACCUGCCUCCUCAGCCACCGGCGAACACCCGUUACCGAGCAUGCAGAGCAUGGAUUUGGUGUCGCCGUCCGAGCACCUGUGCUACGUGCGCUGCACCUACUGCAACACCGUGCUCGCGCUGCAGGUUGGAGUUCCAUGCAAGAGGCUGAUGGACACCGUGACUGUGAAAUGUGGUCACUGCAACAACCUCUCCUUCCUCAGCCCGCGGCCGCCGGCCAUGGUGCAGCCGCUCUCCCCAACUGAUCACCACCACCCCCUGGGGCCGUUUCAGGGAUGCACUGACUGCAGGAGGAACCAGCCGCUGCCACCGCUCGUCUCACCGACAUCAAGUGAUGCCAGCCCCAGAGCUCCCUUUGUUGUUAAGCCCCCAGAGAAGAAACACCGGCUUCCAUCUGCUUAUAAUCGAUUCAUGAGGGAGGAAAUACAGCGUAUCAAAGCUGCGAAGCCAGAUAUCCAACACAGAGAGGCCUUCAGCAUGGCUGCUAAGAACUGGGCCAAGUGCGAUCCUCGCUGCUCAUCAACUGUUUCUGCUUCCAACAGCACCCCGGAACCCAGAGUAGUAUUGCCCGGUCCUCAGCUGCAGGAGAGGGUCACCGAGCAAGUCGUUGAGAGCUUCGACAUCUUCAAGCAGAUGGAGCGCAGCGUCUAGACAGCAUAAUGGAUGCUGGGAUCGGUACCACUACCGCGUCGGUCGACUGAUCACUUAUCAGCUAGCUCAUCAUCGUCAGGCGCUAUGCAUACAUAUAUUGCAUGCGCGCGCGUGUGUUUAAUUACUGCUGCUUGCUUCUGUCGCGUUAAGUUUCUGGUGUUGUAUGUUAUAUUUGCUGUGUCUGAGUGUGUACGUACGAACCCUUUAAUUCUGAACAGCUGCUACCUUAUAAUAUUUUUCAU
Messenger RNA from Lolium rigidum, 1029 nucleotides. RefSeq names its product protein DROOPING LEAF. Gene Ontology annotation, biological process: cell fate commitment; style development; multicellular organism development. The coding region runs from base 179 to 787 and encodes 202 amino acids. Gene Ontology annotation, cellular component: nucleus. The record is from RefSeq and is a predicted model, not a curated record. The transcript has 7 exons. NCBI's taxonomy places the organism in Eukaryota, Viridiplantae, Streptophyta, Magnoliopsida, Poales, Poaceae.